GAAAACUUAUCAUCCCAACUCUGGAAUUAAGAAGAGAACGGAAAGAAUAUUAUUUAAACUCCUAAUUAGCAUUUUCGCUUUAGCAAUUCCCUCCUCCGAACGAUAUAAAUCCAAGCAAGGAGUGGUCCCGGUGUUUUCCCUAUCCAUACGCCCGCGUGGUCCCUCUCCGGCCAACCCUACAGGCGGUACGGGUGAACCAGAAGGCACGACCCACCUGUCCCCCCGCUCUGUUACAAAUCAUUUUCAAGUUUCACAGUUGCAUCACUAACAAUAUACACCUCACGGCAAUCAUAGCCACAACUGCCUCUUUCCUUUUAUCUAUAUAACAACUACUCCUCUCCUCCACCUGUGCCCAUUCCCAGAUCCCCAUUUUCCUUCCUGCUUCCUGUGAUCAUAUACCCAUAUCAAGUAUUUGAGGAAACGGAGAAUAGCGACCGGAAGUGUUUUGGUGUUAAGGGUGAAGUUUGGUUUCGUAAGAGAGGUGUUCUUGGGGGUAAAACCCAGGGUAGACAAGUUGUAGACAUCACGGCUAUACACGGAGUACGUCGGCCUCUGAUACAUGUCCGGGCUGUACGACGCAAGGGUUGUGUGAUAGAGAGCAACCCUUCGCCGCACGGUGGACGUGGUGCUUUGCCUUCCGAAGGCGGUAGCCCUUCCGAUCUCCUCUUCCUUGCUGGUGGUGGUUCCCUCCUUUCCUUUGUCUAUUAGGUUUAGGUUAUAUUUAUAUAGAUUAAGUUGUAAGCUGUAAGAGCAAUAGGAGUAGUUAGAACUAUUAGAUCUCGAUUAAGCAAGUUUAUUGGGAUUGGAUUAUUUUGGGAAUUUUAAGUAAAGAUGAGUGAAAGCUUCAUGUUAAGGAUCAAGAGGGUUCCUACUGUUGUGUCGAAUUUCCAGAAGGAGGAGGCGGAAGAGGGGGCUAGCCGGAAUGGGGGCUGUGGCCGCAAUUGCCUUCAGAGGUGUUGCAUUCAAGGGGCAAAGCUCCCUUUAUACGCUUUCAAGAAGCUGAACGAGAAGGAGGUGCUGGUACAUGAGAACAACGAGCCUCCCGUUGCAUUCCUUGACUCUCUUCUUCUUGGGGAGUGGGAGGACCGUAUGCAGAGAGGGCUUUUUCGCUAUGAUGUCACUGCCUGUGAAACCAAGGUGAUUCCUGGCCAGUAUGGUUUCAUAGCCCAGUUGAAUGAGGGCCGCCACUUGAAAAAGAGGCCAACUGAAUUCCGUGUUGACAAGGUUCUCCAGCCCUUUGAUGGGAACAAAUUCAACUUCACUAAAGUUGGCCAAGAAGAGGUGCUCUUCCAAUUUGAAUCAAGUGAAGAUGGGGAUGUUCACUUCUUCCCAAGUGCCUCCAUUGAUGUUGAUAACUCUACAAGCGUGGUUGCCAUUAAUGUUAGCCCUAUUGAGUAUGGGCACGUGCUGUUGAUCCCACGUAUUCUGGAGUGCUUGCCACAGAGGAUUGAUCGUGAGAGCUUCCUGCUUGCUCUUUACAUGGCAGCUGAAGCUGCAAAUCCAUACUUCCGUUUGGGUUACAACAGCUUGGGUGCAUUUGCUACCAUCAACCACCUUCAUUUCCAGGCUUAUUAUUUGGCUGUGCAAUUUCCCAUUGAGAAGGCACCCACUAAGAAGAUAAACACUUUGGACAAUAGAGUGAAAAUAUCUGAGCUAGUGAAUUACCCUGUCAGAGGUCUUCUAUUUGAGGGGGGCAAUACGCUGCAAGAUUUAUCCAACACAGUCUCGGAUGCUUGCGUUUGCCUUCAAGAUAACAACAUUCCUUACAACGUGCUCAUAUCUGAUUGUGGAAAGCGCAUCUUUCUUUUGCCACAGUGUUAUGCUGAGAAACAAGCUCUUGGGGAAGUGAGCCCUGAACUUCUUGAUACCCAAGUGAACCCAGCUGUGUGGGAAAUCAGUGGCCAUAUGGUGUUAAAGAGGAAGAAGGACUACGAGGAAGCAUCUGAGGAGAAUGCUUGGAAGCUGCUUGCUGAGGUUUCUCUCUCUGAAGCAAGUUUUGAGGAAGUGAAUGCUCUCAUCUUUGAAGUAAUUUCCUGCAGCGAUAAUGGCAGUGAGAAUGAAGCUCAGGACAUGCUUGAGGAUGCAAAUGUCAACAACUCUCUUGAAGAAGUGGAUGCUAUUAACAAGGGCUCUCACUGUGCUAUGGUGAGUGGAACUCAAGAAUGCCUAGUUCAGCAGUAAAGGUUGGCUUUGAUGAGCAGACCAGCAAUGUUUCUGUUUCUUAAAAUAUGUCAGGUGUGGCAUGUGACGUGGUUACUAUUAUUAAUACUUAAAAUAAGCAGACUAGGUUUGCCUUCUUAUGGUACCCAUUCAUGUUCGUGUGUUCAGCACUAUUUUUCUGCUGUGUCUUCAGCAAUGCUCUGUUUGGACGUACUAUGUUGGGUUGUAUAAUAUGCUAUGGAAUGUUUUCUGUUGUGAAACAGUUUAUGUAAAUAAUGCCUGUUUCAACA
Hevea brasiliensis (rubber tree) is the source of this 2450-nucleotide messenger RNA. Its product is annotated as GDP-L-galactose phosphorylase 2. The transcript has 7 exons. Bases 832 to 2181 code for a protein of 449 amino acids. Gene Ontology annotation, cellular component: cytoplasm. Gene Ontology annotation, biological process: glucose metabolic process. Gene Ontology annotation, molecular function: GDP-D-glucose phosphorylase activity. The record is from RefSeq and is a predicted model, not a curated record. NCBI's taxonomy places the organism in Eukaryota, Viridiplantae, Streptophyta, Magnoliopsida, Malpighiales, Euphorbiaceae.